GCCGGGCGCACGCUCCGCCUCCGCCAGUCGGCUCGGCGGUCUAGUGCGCGGCGUGGAGCGGGAGCCCGGGCCGGACGCGCGGCCGGGGGCCGGGGCUGGGGGCUGGGUAGAUCGGCGCCAGCCACCGGGCAAGCCUGAGCCGCAAUGGCUGAGAUGGGCAGUAAGGGGGUGACGGCCGGGAAGAUCGCCAGCAACGUGCAGAAGAAGCUCACUCGCGCGCAGGAGAAGGUCCUCCAGAAACUGGGGAAGGCGGAUGAGACAAAGGAUGAGCAGUUUGAACAGUGCGUCCAGAAUUUCAACAAGCAGCUGACCGAGGGCACCCGGCUGCAGAAGGAUCUCCGGACCUACCUGGCCUCGGUCAAAGCCAUGCAUGAGGCCUCCAAGAAGCUGAACGAGUGUCUGCAGGAGGUGUACGAGCCUGACUGGCCUGGCAGGGAUGAAGCGAACAAGAUCGCUGAGAACAAUGACCUGCUCUGGGUGGAUUACCACCAGAAGCUGGUGGACCAGGCGCUGCUGACUAUGGACACGUACCUGGGCCAGUUCCCUGACAUCAAGUCACGCAUCGCCAAGCGUGGGCGGAAGCUGGUUGACUACGACAGUGCCCGGCACCAUUACGAGUCCCUCCAAACCGCCAAGAAGAAGGAUGAAGCCAAAAUUGCUAAGCCUGUCUCGCUGCUUGAGAAAGCCGCCCCCCAGUGGUGCCAAGGCAAACUGCAGGCUCAUCUCGUAGCUCAAACUAACCUGCUCCGAAAUCAGGCCGAGGAGGAGCUCGUCAAAGCCCAGAAGGUGUUUGAGGAGAUGAAUGUGGAUCUGCAGGAGGAGCUGCCGUCCCUGUGGAACAGCCGUGUGGGUUUCUAUGUCAACACAUUUCAGAGCAUCGCAGGCCUGGAGGAGAACUUCCACAAGGAGAUGAGUAAGCUCAACCAGAACCUCAACGAUGUGCUGGUCAGCCUGGAGAAGCAGCACGGGAGCAACACCUUCACGAUCAAGGCCCAGCCCAGUGACAACGCCCCUGCGAAAGGGAACAAGAGCCCCUCUCCUCCGCCUGAUGGCUCCCCUGCCGCCACCCCCGAGAUCAGAGUCAACCACGAGCCGGAGCCGGCUGCUGCGGCCACCCCCGGGGCCGCCCUCCCCAAAUCCCCGUCUCAGCUCCGGAAAGGCCCACCGGUCCCUCCGCCUCCCAAACACACCCCGUGCACGGAGGUCAAGCAGCAGCAGACCCUCAGCCUGUUUGAGGACACAACUGUCCCUGAGAUCAGCGUGACCACCCCCUCCCAGUUUGAGGCCCCGGGGCCUUUCUCGGAGCAGGCCAGUCUGCUGGACCUGGACUUUGACCCCCUCCCACCCGUGGCAAGCCCUGUGAAGGCGCCCACGCCCUCUGGUCAGUCAAUUCCGUGGGACCUCUGGGAGCCCACAGAGAGUCCAGCUGGCAGCCUGCCUUCCAGGGAGCCCAGCGCUGCCGAGGGCACCUUUGCCGUGGCCUGGCCCAGCCAGACGGCCGAGCCGGGGCCUGCCCAACCAGCAGAGGCCUCGGAGGUGACGUGUGGGACCCACCCUGCGGCUGGAGCCCAGGAGCCCGGGGAGACGGCAGCAAGUGAAGCAGCCUCCAGCUCUCUCCCCGCGCUGGUGGUGGAGACCUUCUCGGCAGCUGUGAACGGCACUGUGGAGGGCGGCAGCGGGGCAGGGCGCCUGGACCUGCCCCCGGGGUUCAUGUUCAAGGUGCAGGCCCAGCACGACUACACGGCCACUGACACGGACGAGCUGCAGCUCAAAGCUGGGGACGUGGUGCUGGUGAUCCCCUUCCAGAACCCAGAGGAGCAGGAUGAAGGCUGGCUCAUGGGUGUGAAGGAGAGCGACUGGAACCUGCACAAGGAACUGGAGAAGUGCCGGGGCGUCUUCCCGGAGAACUUCACCGCGAGGGUGCAGUGAGAGCAGCAGAGCGGCUGGUGGUGCUGCGGAUGCGUGAACAGCAGCACCUUUUCCCGAAAAAUGUGUGUUUCUUUUUUUUUUUUUUCCGUUUUUGUUUUUAAACUUUUGAAAAGCAAAGGGAAAUUGAGGGGAGAGACCUAAGCCAGGAGGUGUCUUCCCAAAGAUGAGGUGGUUUUCCAAAGAGCCUGGUUUCGGCGGGUCCGGCGGAAUCGCCAGUGUUCCUGAAGCUGCUGUAUCCCCUAGUUGAGUUCCCGGCCGCCUCUCCCGCUCGCGCCCGCUGGGUGGCGCCACUGCCGCCGCCUGGGUGCCCGGCCGCGGGGCGGGUCCUGGGGGCCGCCGCGCACCGCGCUUGCCUGAAGCUUGGGCCGGCCGCCCGGGCCGGGGCCCUCCUUUCCUGGCAGCUGCCGCGGGUGGCGUCCAGCGUCCCCUGAGACCUCGGGCCCAGACACCAGCCUGGCCUGGCCCUGCCCCGCAGACGUAUGUGUGCUGUUUGAAAAUAAAUCUUAGUGUUCAAAACAAAAUGAAACAAACAAAAAUGACAAAAGUA
Molecule: messenger RNA, 2476 nt
Organism: Lagenorhynchus albirostris (white-beaked dolphin)
Lineage: Eukaryota; Metazoa; Chordata; Mammalia; Artiodactyla; Delphinidae
Gene: BIN1
Product: bridging integrator 1
Exons: 19
Coding region: 145-1929 (594 amino acids)
Biological process (GO): regulation of endocytosis
Cellular component (GO): synaptic vesicle; plasma membrane; cytoplasm
Molecular function (GO): phospholipid binding; tau protein binding
Source: RefSeq, a predicted model, not a curated record